AUGGGAGCAGAAAAAAUUAUUAAAUCAGAAAAAGAAUGGCAAGAACAACUCACACCAGAAGCAUAUAAGGUAACUCGGAAGCAAGGGACAGAACGUGCCUUUACAGGGCAAUACCACGAUUGCAAAGAGCAAGGCACCUACCACUGUAUCUGUUGUGGAAGUCCACUUUUUAGCUCCGAAACCAAGUACGAUUCCGGAACAGGGUGGCCCAGUUUUUGGGACGCUGUCUCUCCCGAAUCUAUUGAGACGAAAUCGGACCGUAGCAUGUUUUUCAUGCCGCGCACUGAAAUCGUUUGUAGUCAAUGUGACGCACACCUCGGGCACAUUUUCAACGACGGACCGUCGCCGACAGGCAAGCGUUACUGCAUGAAUUCUGCGGCACUGACACUGGUAAAACCGGAAAACGAAUCUUAA
Messenger RNA from Geodia barretti, 414 nucleotides. The record is from the annotation of a GenBank genome assembly. NCBI's taxonomy places the organism in Eukaryota, Metazoa, Porifera, Demospongiae, Tetractinellida, Geodiidae.